Camellia sinensis is the source of this 894-nucleotide messenger RNA. RefSeq lists its product as uncharacterized. The record is from RefSeq and is a predicted model, not a curated record. Gene Ontology annotation, molecular function: protein-disulfide reductase activity. NCBI's taxonomy places the organism in Eukaryota, Viridiplantae, Streptophyta, Magnoliopsida, Ericales, Theaceae. Gene Ontology annotation, cellular component: cytoplasm.
ACCACAACAUCCUCUCUCUCUCUCUCUCUCCAUUUCCGUAAAAAUCUGAACUCUCAGAUCUCCAACUAUCUACUCUCCACACUUCUCUCUCUUUCUCUCGCUUCGGUCGUCUAGUUCGAUGGCUGGUGUACUCGAAACCCUAACUGUCCCUCGGGCCUCUGGCUUUACAUCGGCCAAGUUGUCUCCGAUCGGGAGCUCAUCAGUUUGUUCACUCUCCGGCGGCCGGAAAUCGGUAUUGCCGGAGUUCAGAGGUCUGAAGAUUCAAUCUACUUCUACGACUGUCUCUCGGGGAUCGGUGAGUUUGAGACUCGGCCGCCGUGGUGGACGAAUCGUUUGCGAGGCUCAGGACACUGCUGUUCAAGUAUCUCCUGUCACUGACGCAACUUGGCAGACACUUGUCCUUGAGUGUGAUUCUGCUGUUCUAGUCGAAUUCUGGGCUCCUUGGUGCGGACCAUGCCGGAUGAUCCACCCUGUCAUAGAUCAAUUGGCAAAGGAAUACAGUGGAAAACUCAAAUGCUACAAGGUGAACACUGACGAGAGUCCUUCAAUUGCGACCCGAUAUGGGAUCCGUAGCAUUCCGACUGUCAUAAUCUUCAAGAACGGAGAGAAGAAAGAUGCAGUUAUCGGUGCUGUUCCUAAAUCAACACUGACCACCAGCAUAGAAAAAUUCUUGUAGAGGUAUCAUCUCUUGUACUUGUUUCUUCUUAUUCAGGUAAUGAUGCUACAAAUUCAGACAUGUUGCCUCAAUAAAACUCCUUAGUAUGCUCCUGUAUAGUUUUACUGGAUGCUACUGCACACCUGUUUUCUUUAAGAUAAUGUUAGUUAUCUAUUCUUGUGUCAACGGAUUUGAAUUCUCUCUUAUAUAUAUCAUUGUCCGACUGUCUUCGUUAUCAA